Molecule: messenger RNA, 2025 nt
Organism: Cygnus atratus (black swan)
Lineage: Eukaryota; Metazoa; Chordata; Aves; Anseriformes; Anatidae
Gene: MRM1
Product: mitochondrial rRNA methyltransferase 1
Exons: 5
Coding region: 170-1348 (392 amino acids)
Biological process (GO): rRNA methylation
Cellular component (GO): mitochondrion
Molecular function (GO): RNA binding; RNA methyltransferase activity
Source: RefSeq, a predicted model, not a curated record
CCUGCACGGAAGCGGCUCGGCCGGGCCCCCGCGUGUCCGCGGCCCUUCCCCGGGCGGUGUGGCGCUGUGUGGGGUUCCUCCCCGUGCCCACGCCGCCCGCGCUGCCUCUGGGGCUGGCUCCGGUGUUUUUUAUCCCCCACCCCACGCAGCGCUCGCCCCGUGGGCGGCCAUGGAGCAAGCGCUGAGGGCCCUCCGCCGGGGGGCCGCCAGGCUGGCGCCCGCUGCCCGGCUCGGGGCGGGGGGGCACGGCCCCACGCGGGACAGGCGGCCCCCGUGGCCCUGCCGGCCGGUGGGUGGUGGGCAAGGGCUUUCCCCAGGCGCUCAGCUUCCAGCUGCGGCCCUGCGAGGGGUGGCUGAGGCAGGGGGCGAUGCCUGCGGCUCCCCACGGACACGCGUGGGCCCGGACCCACAGAGCCGGCCGGGGUCCAAAGCUUGCGAGAGGGGACCCAGGGGGGCUGCGGCAGCAGGGCAGGAGGGCCGGGGCUGGCUGGGGAGCGAUUUGCCCAAGCCCAGGAGGAGGCUGGAAGGGAAGCCGCUGCCCAUCGAGAGGACGAGAGGCUCGGAGAUCCUAUUUGGCAUCACGCCGUGUGCCGUGGCCCUCUCGCAGUCGAGAAGGGACCUGUUCAGGUUGUUUCUCAAGGAGAGCGCCGGCUCUCAGCGGCUCGUCAUGAGCGAGUUUGUCCUUCAGGCCUCAGCCCGGGGGGUGCCUGUGCACCGAGUCGGGAGGAGAGAGCUGGAUGCGCUGUGCGGGGGUCGGGUCCACCAGGGGGUUUGUUUAGAGGCCACCCCUCUCCGUUUCAAGAGUUUGGAGGAAGCUGAGAAGCCCGAUUUGGGGGAUGAAGAGAGUCCGAAGCGACAGCUGGUUUGGCUGGUGUUGGAGCAGAUCCAGGAUCCCAUGAACCUGGGCGCACUGUUGCUCUCUGCCUACUUCUUGGGGGUGGACAGAGUGGUGACCAGCCAGAGAAACAGCUGCCCCUUGACUCCGACAGUGAGCAAAGCUAGCUCUGGAGCUAUGGAAGUCUUUGAUGUCUACAGCACAGAUGAUCUCCGGAGCUUUUUGAAGGCUAAAGCUGCAGAAGGCUGGGAAGUUGUGGGAACGGUGAGCAAGCCUGAAGAGGUGGAAAAUGUUCCUGUCGUCAGUUGCUUGGAAUUUCGGUGGAAUAAACCCAUUAUUAUAGUAAUAGGUAAUGAAGGUGACGGACUUUCACUGGAGACGCAGCUCUUGUGCCAUCGGAUGCUGGCCAUUCCCCCUGGCAGAGCGCUUCACCCGGGGAUCGAGUCACUGAACGUCUCUGUGGCUAGUGGUAUUCUCCUGCACUCCAUCUGCAGCCAAAAGCUGAGGCAGUGACUGAUUUUUCUUGUGGCACGUGGUGGAGGUCAUCCAGCCUGGACCUUUGGAAGCCACUUGGCGUUUCAUGGCUGCUUUCUGUCAGUGUGGAUGUGGAACUGCUCUUUCCAGGCUUUUCACCAUCUCUGCAACGUACAGGGAGAGCCCCGUUGGCCCGACCUGUAUUUUGGCUGAUGCACAAUACCACCAGAGCCCUGGCUCAGUGCUGAAGUCAGAUGCCUUCGUGCAGUAGGUAACACCUCCCACCCUCAGGGGAAAGGUUGUCAGGAAGGGGAGACAAAGCUAGGUUUUAAAAGCAGACAGCCGAAUCCUUCGUUUUUUGCAAUAAAAUAGCCAGUGUUGGCUGCAAGUCUUGUUUGUUGCAAGGGGACUUACAUUGCUCAGGGUGCGGAGAGGAUUUUGGGCUGCAGCUUUGAGCCAGUUCUUGGUUGGCACCCCCCCCUUAGCUGCCAGGAGGGUGCUGGCGACAAACAGGUUUGGUUUUGGACUACUCGAUAGCAAUUUAUUCACGAGGCAGUUUCCCUGUUACAUAUUGCUGCUUGAACGUCUGAAGUACAGCGUGUUGUAUUUGAUUGUAACACAAGUCUGCGGCCGCGCCAAGGAUGGACAUGACCUGUUCGAAAGAGCUGUAGUGGGGAAAAAUGUAGCCCGUUGAAAUAAAGCCUCUCUAAAGAUUU